Messenger RNA from Racocetra persica, 495 nucleotides. The record is from the annotation of a GenBank genome assembly. NCBI's taxonomy places the organism in Eukaryota, Fungi, Glomeromycota, Glomeromycetes, Diversisporales, Gigasporaceae.
GAGGUAAUAUUAUGUAUUAAGGAACUGCCCAAAGAAUUUUACUCUAAGGCGAUUGAGAUAUUUGCAAACAAAGCACUUGAAAAGAAGCAAGAUGAUGUUGAUAAAGUCAUAAGAUUAUUUGACAAAUUCAUAAUCGAGAAUACUGUGGAUAAAUCAGUCUUUAUGGAAGGUUUUACUGCUACUGUAGAAUUUUUGAUAGAUAUUGGUGCUGAUGCACCCAAAUCUUACACGUUCACUGGACAAUUGUUUAAUGGUGCACGGCUUGACCUUAAAGAUGCAUCAGAUUUGCUUAAACCUCUAUCAGAAAUAGAUGAUAAAGGCCUAGAGAAAGUAAUGACUGGAUAUUUAACGGCAUUAAAGGCUAGCACUAGCGAGCAGGUGAUUGCACGGAAGAUGAAAGAAAGUGGGUUUGAUUUUAAAUCGAUAUUCCCUAAAAAGUCUAUUAACGAUAUAAAUAAAUUUCUUGAAGAUAUUGUAAGUACUUCAACUCUUUAA